AUGAAGAGCAGAAGGAGAGACAGAGAUCAGGGACUUUUCAUCGAUAGCCUGUUCAACAAUCGCAAUGAGGAGCUGGCCGAUGAGUGGGUCAAAUUUGCAAUCAACAGGGACAACCAGGCCAAAUUGAUCGAGUUUGUACGAAAAUACCGUCCUGGAUCUGCUCAACCCAAGAUGCUAUACAUCCCUGUCCGCGGCAGCUAUAAUAUCAACUGGCGGCUGGAAUUCGAUGAUGGCCUCUCCACCAUGAUUCACAUUCCCAUUCCCCACGCUGUCGCCUUCCCUGAUGAGAAGAUCCGAGCCGAGGUCGCUGCCAUGAGGCUUGUCCGCGAAAAUACCACCAUUCCGGUGCCCGAGAUCUACGCAUGGGGUACCUCGGCCGACAACCCAACGGGCUACGGGCCGUUCAUCGUCAUGGAGUAUAUCAAACACACCAAGUAUCUAGAACACGUUAUCAAAGACCGGAUGGAGAGUGUGGGAAGCAACGACCCGAAAAAGGGCAUGCCCGACAAGACGCUGCUCAAGGCCUACCGCCAGAUGGCAAAUAUCAUGCUGCAGCUCUCCACCAUCGAGGGCUCAGCCAUAGGUUACCCGUCUUUGUCUAAAGACCUAACGAACAAGCAAUCAACGCCUUCGUCUUCAUCAUCGUCCAAGGUGCCCUUCUCACUCCAUUCUACGCAUCAGCCACAGUCCCGCGUCUCAAGAGUGCAUCGCCGUCUUAUCUCUCAAAGCACGAAUGAUCUGAUCACAAUGGGCGGACUCCCGCCCAGUGUUCUUCCCCCCACCAACAAGACGUACAACACAUCGCACGAGUACUACGAGGCCAUGGCAGACAUGCACCUAGCCCAUUUGACAUUCCAGCGUAACAAUACCGUGCUAGGUCGUUCAGACGGCCGAGAAUCCUACGUCGCGCGUCAGCUGUUCCGGAGGCUCGCGAGGGACGGACAGCUGACCCAAGACGACGAGCACGAUGACAAUGCGGUGGCGGGACAGCAGAAAGAGCUUUUCAAGCUCUGGUGCGACGACAUGCGGCCCACCAGCGUGCUGCUUGACGAAAACGAUGACGUCGUCGGCGUUAUUGACUGGGAAAUGUCAUAUUUCGCCCCCACAUCCUUCCACUACAAUCCGCCCUGGUGGCUUGUCAUAGACAGGCCCGAGUUCUCGGGUUCGGGCUUGAGUUCUUGGGUCAAGGAGUACGAGAGGCGCCUGCCCUUGUUCUUGAAGGCCAUGGAAUUGGAGGAAGAGGUGCUGAAAGAAGCCAGAGAGAAGGCGAAAGACGGACGCGGCAGUCUAGACAACCACCAGAAGCUCUUGACCGUUGCCGAAGCAGGCAAGGGUGGGCACCCACUAAUACCAAUGUCCAAACGGAUGAAGCGAAACUGGGAUAACGGCAGGUUCUUCGUGGAUUAUUGUGCUAGAAGGGGCUAUGCUUUUGAUCCCAUCUACUGGAAGUAUAUAGACAAGAAGUUUUUCGGGAAAAAUAAGAAGACAGGCCUCCUGUUGAAGAAUCACGGAUACAAGGGAAGACUGCAUCUUCUCUCUGAGAAAGAGAGGGCACAAAUGGAGCCAUUCGUCGCGUGGAAGAUGGAAGCCUGGGAUGGUGAGAAGGUGAUUGAAUGGGACCAGAAAGACGCCCAAGCUGUCCUGGCAGCAUGUUUGGCUGGGAAGCUGGGCGACAUCAAAAUACCAAAACCGCGCGUGAUUCCAUGGACUAUGACGGACCGUUCAUCUAGUCCGCCAUCUCCAGCUUGA
Messenger RNA from Diaporthe amygdali, 1749 nucleotides. RefSeq names its product phosphotransferase. The transcript has a single exon. The coding region runs from base 1 to 1749 and encodes 582 amino acids. The record is from RefSeq and is a predicted model, not a curated record. Lineage: Eukaryota; Fungi; Ascomycota; Sordariomycetes; Diaporthales; Diaporthaceae.